GGUGCGACGCAAAAAGCGUGUCGAUCUGGGGCGAAAAUCGCCGCAUUGGAGAUGCUCUAACGAAACAUAUUUAUUUAAUUUAAUUCUAAUUUCUAUUUUAUUAUUCUAAAUAUAUAAUUGAGUAAUUUCUAAUUGGAAUGGAAGCCCUAAACCCCCAAUUCUAAUUCAGUGAAUUCACGCACAGACGCACUCUCAUCUCUCUCUCUGUCGAACUCGGUUGCCGGCGCCGCCGCCCUCCAUCCGCGCCGCAGGCCGCAGCAGCAGCUCAAGGUUGAAGCCGUUGCCCUCCAUCCGCACCACUGCCAUAUUUACCUGGACACCACUUGCCAGUGGCGGCGAUGAAAGUAGUUGAGGCCAGUGCUGGUGCUCUCACUAAUUUCGAAGUGCUUGACCUUUUGAGAUCAAGAGGAGCUGGAAAGGAUGCGUCUCGAGCUAUUGCAACCGUAUCUCAAUCUGAGUUCAAGGUUUUUGAUUAUCUAGAGGGGACUGUUGCUUGCAAUCAAACAAGGGAGAUUAUUGAUAACUUUGUUGAAGAGUGCCAAAAAUUUGACCUGGCCAAGGCAGAGAUUCUUAAUAUUGUGAAUAUAAGACCAAGAAGUGAACCUGAGCUUUUCCCGGUAAUCUCUGUCGUUUGUUGUUAUCGAUUUCGUAUUCAUUGGUCUGCUUUCAAUCCUUGCUGUGUUGUUGAAUUGCCAUUCGUACUUUGUUUUCUCAGAUUGUUUGCUUCUUUUAGUUUAAAGAGCCAUCCACAUUGUGAAAUUUAUCAAUGUUGUCUGUCCACUUAUGUUAAGUUUUGCAAUCCAAGUUAUGUUAAAAAGUGGUGGAUCAGUGUGACCCUUAGUUCAAAUACUAGAUGAAGAUAUUAUUUUUCUGAGUCAGUUUGAGAUGCUAUGCCUUCGGUUCAUGAAAAUGCAUGGCGAAUAUGAGAAUAUUUGGUAGUCUUUUCUGUUUGUUGUUCACCGCCAUUGCAAAAUUUGCAUUUAUCUCAGUUUAAUUUAGAGGGAAAUCAAAGGUUGAGAAAUUUGUUGUUGAUGCUUACACUUGGAACUUUAGUUUCAAUUACUAUAGUGUUCCUCCCGAUACCCUGAACUCACACGCACAUGAAGGAAUCCUCGUCACAAUAAAACUGAUACUAAUAAAUGUGACAUGCAUAGCAUGGAAUCUGAUAUUGCUAACCUUCAUAGGAGUGAAGCAUUACAAUGAACUGAAGCUGCAAUUGCUUCUAGCUGCAUAGAAAUGAGUCUGGAGUAUUUCAUAUUAUGAUAUAUUAUCUGGAUUGAUCAUGUCAAGAAAGGGGUAUAGCUCACAAAGAGUUUUGAUUUUUUACGGUAGAGUUAUACCCACCCGUGUGCACACAAUGUUAUGGUCGUUUAUGAGCAUUAAAAUGAAAUCGAGGGGGCUUUCGAAACCAAGUUGUAAGCUGGUUAUCAUGCUUAAGAACCAUUAAAAAUUCUGUUAAGUAUUGUGUAUUCUUGAUAACUAGAUAGUGAUGUGUUUAGGUGAAGUUAUAUAAUUAUCAAUAGAAAUGGAGAAAAUGUAAACAAGGGGCAUUGGCCAUGUUAGGUUUCCUCUCUUUUAGGUGCUCAACGAAAAAACCAUCGAAGUUGUAGUUGUCCGUUUUUGUUCUUCACUUCUAGGAAAACUUAAUCACAGCGCCGAACAAACGAGGGAUUGGGAUAUCCUGUGGUAGUCUUAUGAGUUAGUUUCUUUAGGAAUAUAUUCGUGGGGUGUUGUUAUCUUGGGUUCUUCUUUAAUAGACAUUUUUACCAGCAUUGGUAGUGAUUCUUGCAUGUUUAUCUU
This is a messenger RNA of Salvia miltiorrhiza (redroot sage), 1800 nucleotides long. RefSeq lists its product as uncharacterized. The record is from RefSeq and is a predicted model, not a curated record. Gene Ontology annotation, biological process: transcription initiation at RNA polymerase III promoter. Gene Ontology annotation, cellular component: RNA polymerase III complex. Gene Ontology annotation, molecular function: nucleotide binding. The transcript has 4 exons. The coding region runs from base 339 to 857 and encodes 172 amino acids. NCBI's taxonomy places the organism in Eukaryota, Viridiplantae, Streptophyta, Magnoliopsida, Lamiales, Lamiaceae.